This is a messenger RNA of Andrographis paniculata, 2260 nucleotides long. Its product is annotated as receptor-like protein CLAVATA2. The transcript has a single exon. Bases 30 to 2141 code for a protein of 703 amino acids. Lineage: Eukaryota; Viridiplantae; Streptophyta; Magnoliopsida; Lamiales; Acanthaceae. The record is from RefSeq and is a predicted model, not a curated record. Gene Ontology annotation, molecular function: protein binding.
AUUUGCUGCCUCACUCACUCACAGACUCCAUGGAUGAAAUCCCUAAAUUCUUCUUCGUCUUCACGCUCCUCCUUUCCCAAAUAGCUUCCCUUGAUUCCCAGAAGGGGCUUCUUCUCCGGCCCGGGGAUCGGGCGGCCCUCUUGCAACUCACCGCCGGAAUUCGAGGCCCCUCCGGCAACUCGACGACGUGGACCGCCGACCGGAACGGCCGCCUCACCUCCCUCAACCUCACCGGGCUAUCAAUCUCCGGCCGCCUCACGUCCUCCCUCUGCAACCUCACUUUUCUCCAAACCCUAAUUCUCUCCCACAACGCUUUCACAGGUACUCUUCCUCUCUGCUUCAAUUUCCUGCCAAGACUUCAAUUUUUAGACAUCAGCCACAACAAUUUGAGCGGGGACUUGCCCCAAUCCCUUGCUCUUCUCCACCAGCUGUCUGUUCUUGAUCUUAGCCACAAUUUGUUGUCCGGUGAAAUCCCCAAUUGGAUUGGGAACUUCUCCUCCAAACUUACGAAGCUCGACCUAGGAUUCAAUGGCUUCCACGGCGAAAUCCCGGCAACCUUGUUUUCGUCGCCGCCGCCGCUGCAAUACCUCGAUUUAUCCCACAAUAACUUGACGGGGACUCUGUCUGAAUUUCGUGCCUCAUUGGUGUAUCUCAAUUUGGAAUCCAAUUCCUUGUCGGGGACCUUGCCGUGCUUCUUCUCCUCCUCCUCCUCCUUAUCUGUGCUCAACCUCGCCGGUAAUUCCAUCGUCGGCGGGAUUCCCGCCUGCAUUUCCCAUUGCCGGAGUUUGACUCACCUCAACCUAUCCUCUAACCAAUUGAGCUAUGGCCUCUCGCCAAGAUUAGUCUUUUCAGAUUCUUUACUCGCGUUGGAUUUCAGCUCCAAUUUUCUGUCCGGAAACCUUCCAAUAAACAUCGUCGCAACACCGGAGAAAUCGAGCAUGCUAUUCCUCGACCUGUCCGACAAUAGAUUCACCGGCGAAAUCGAAGCAUCAAUAAUGGAUUUGAAAAACUUGCAGGGAUUGUUCCUGUCGCAUAAUCUCCUGACCGGAGAGAUACCGAAGAGAAUCGGGAACUUAACGUAUCUUCAAGCGAUUGAUUUGUCUCAUAAUUUGCUGUCGGGCUCGGUCCCUUCUAACAUCGUCGGAUGUUUUCAGUUGCUUGCAUUGAAGCUGGAUAACAACAAUCUUUCUGGCGGGAUUCCACCGGAGCUCGACGCAUUGGACAGCCUGAAACUACUGGUCUUGAGCCACAACGACAUUUCCGGGGAAAUCCCGCUGACUCUCGCGGGAUGCAAGUCAUUGGAAGUCGUCGACUUGAGCUUUAACAACCUCUCGGGGUCGUUAAAUGAUGCGGUGACCAAAUGGUCGAGCCUCCGGUAUCUCUCCCUGUCGAACAACAAGUUUGACGGAGCACUACCGAGCUGGCUGUUCUCGUUCGAAGUGAUCGAGACCAUCGAUCUUUCCGGAAACAGGUUUUCCGGGAACAUUCCAGAUGGGAACUUCAAUGUUACGUUGAAUUUCAAAACCCGGGACGGCGCUGCCCGGACGAAUGCUUCGUCGACUGAUCUAAACAUGCAGAUCUUGCCAGACGUCGACGGAGCCGAAUUGAGCCUCGAUUAUAGCCUCUCGAGCAUGGUCGGCCUCGAUUUCUCUAACAAUUUGCUGCAGGGGAAAAUCCCGGCGGGAAUCUUCGGAUUGCGGGGGUUGGAGUACUUAAACUUGUCGUACAAUUCGAUCGAUGGCCAAAUGCCGGUCGGUUUGGGGCAGAUGUCGGGUUUGAAGGUCCUCGACUUGUCGCACAAUUCCAUAUCGGGCCCUGUUGAAGACAACAUAACUGGGCUGGGAAACCUCGUUCUCCUUAACAUGUCGUAUAAUUGUCUUUCGGGGACUGUCCCGCCAAUGCAGGGCUACUGGAGGUUCCCUGGAGCGUUUUCCGGGAACCCGGGGCUGUGUUUGGAGACGUUGCGCAACGGUUGCGGCGGCGGGGCGGGGAAGGGGAAGAUGUUGGUGGAGGAAGACGAGGGAGGGGUUGUUUCGAUUUGGAUAUUUUGUUUGAGUGCUUUUGUUAGCUUCUAUGGCGGCGUUGUUAGCCUCUUCUGCUCUGCUCAGGCAAGAAACUACAUUUUGCAGACUAAGGCUUGAUGAUGAUACAUAGAUAGUUAGGGAGGAUUUAGCAUUCAUAUAUGUUAUGGAUAUUUGUUGUGCGUGUGCUUCUUGUAAGAUAGAAGAGGUGGUUGUUGCAAUUAUUUUUGGUUUUUUUU